ACCUCCAGCCCCAACAGGCCACCCAGCACCAAGUCCUCAGCAGAACACCCAGCUCCACCCUCCCCACCCCAUUGCUCCCUGUCAGCCCUGAGCGAGCAGGGAGUGUAGCCAUAGGAGAGCAGAGUGGCUCUGGAAAGCAGGCAGGGCUUCCUGCUGGGAGGUGGGCUGCCGGCCAUGCUCUGGAUGCUCUGGCCCAGGUGGCUGACAGGCAAGGGGCUGCCCCUCCUGGGGGCAGUGCUGCUACGGAAAAGAGAGAAGCAGGGACCUCAGUGGAGGCAAUGGCAGCGGGAAACCCACCCAUACUAUGACCUCCAGGUGAAGGUGCUGAAGGCCAGGAAUGUCCAGGGCACAGAUCUGUUGUCUAAAGCUGACUGCUAUGUGCACCUAUGGCUGCCCACGGCAUCCCCUAAUCCUGCCCAGACAAGGGUGAUAGCCAACUGCAGUGACCCUGAGUGGAACGAGACCUUCCACUACAAGAUCCAUGGUGCUGUGAAGAAUGUCCUGGAGAUCACCCUCUAUGACAAGGACAUCCUGGGCAGCAACCAGCUCUGCCUUCUGCUGUUUGACCUUGGGAGCCUCAAGCCCGGCCAACCCCACAGACACACCUUCCCACUCAACCACCAGGAUUCACAAGAGCUGCAGGUAGAAUUUGUUCUGGAGAACAGCCAGGUGCCUGCGUCUGAAGUCAUCACCAAUGGGGUCCUGGUGGCUCAGCCCUGUUUGAGAAUCCAGGGCACCCUCAAGGGAGAUGGGACAGCCCCACACCGAGAAUAUGGCUCUAGACAGAUUCAGCUGGCAGUACCUGGGGCCUACGAGAAGCCUCAGCUCUUGCCCCUGGAGCCUUCUGUGGAGGCAGGCCUCCCAGCCACCUUUACCUUCCACGUGAAUCCAGUGCUCAGCUCCAGGCUGGAUGUGGAGCUGGGGGAGCAGCUCACUGUCCUGCAGAGCGGCCUGAAUGCUGAGCUGGAGUCCCAGAUCAGCACGCUGGGCGAGGGAAGCAUCCUGCUCUCCUCUCUGGCCCUGGACCAGGAGGAACGGCGCUUUGUGGUCCUGGGGGAGGGCCAGAAGGUAGCGCUGAGCAUGAUGGCAGGAGUGAGCUCUGGGGACCUUGACCUGCGCCUUGGCUUUGACCUCUGUGAUGGGGAACGGGAGUUUCUGGACAAGAGGAAGCAGACUGUGUCCAAGGCCCUGCAGCAGGUGCUCGGAUUGAGCCAGGCCCCUGACAGUGGCCAGGUGCCUGUGGUGGCUGUGCUGGGUUCGGGAGGUGGAACCCGAGCCAUGUCUUCCCUGUAUGGCAGCCUGGCGGGGCUGCAGGAGCUCGGCCUCCUGGACACUGUGACCUACCUGAGUGGGAUCUCUGGGUCCACCUGGUGCAUCUCCACACUCUACGAGGACCCGGCCUGGUCCCAGGUGGCUUUACAGGGUCCCAUUGAGCGUGCCCAGGCUCGGGUCUGCAGCAGUAAGAUGGGGGCAAUAUCCACAGAGCGCCUCCAAUACUACGCCCAGGAGCUGGGCAUCCGUGAAAGCAGUGGCCACAGAGUUUCCCUCAUCGACCUCUGGGGCCUCCUUGUUGAAUAUUUCCUGUACGAGAAGGAAAACCCUGCCAAGCUGUCUGACCAGCAGGAGGCAGUCAGCCAGGGCCAGAACCCUUACCCCAUCUACGCCAGCGUCAAUGUCCGCACCAACAUCAGUGGGGAAGAAUUUGCAGAGUGGUGCGAGUUCACUCCCCAUGAGGUUGGCUUCCCCAAGUAUGGGGCUUAUGUUCCCACCGAGCUCUUUGGCUCAGAGUUCUUCAUGGGGCGUCUGCUGCAGCUCUGGCCUGAGCCCAGGAUCUGCUACCUGCAGGGUAUGUGGGGCAGCGCCUUUGCAGCCAGCCUGGAUGAGAUCUUCCUGAAGACGGCUGGCUCAGGCCUUGGCUUCCUCGACUGGCACAGAGCCAGUGUGAACAUUACAGACGACUGCCACAAGCUCCAGCUGCAUGACCCCACACGGCUUCGGACAAGGCUUUUCACCCCCCAGGGGCCCUUCUCCCAGGCAGUGCUGGACAUAUUCACCUCCCGCUUUACCUCGGCAGAGAACUUCAAUUUCACCAGUGGCCUCUGUCUGCACAAGGACUAUGUGGCUGGCAGGGAGUUUGUGGCUUGGAAAGACACGCACCCAGACGGCUUCCCCAACCAGCUCACUCCCAUGCGGGACUGCCUGUACCUGGUAGAUGGGGGCUUCGCCAUCAACUCUCCGUUCCCACUGAGCCUGCUGCCACAGAGAUCAGUGGACCUCAUUCUGUCCUUCGACUACUCCCUGGAGGCCCCUUUUGAGGUCUUACAGAUGACAGAGAAGUACUGCCUGGACCGAGGCAUUGCCUUCCCCAGGAUUGAGGUGCUCCCUGAGGACCUGGAGGAGCCCCGUGAGUGCUACCUGUUUGCCAAGGCCAAGGACCCCUGCUCUCCCAUUGUGCUGCACUUUCCCCUUGUCAACCGUACCUUCCGUACAUACCUGGCCCCAGGUGUAGAGCGGCAAACAGCUGAGGAGAAGGCCGAUGGAGACUUUGUCAUCAAUGGUCUAGACACCCCCUAUGGCAUGAUGAACUUUACCUAUCAACCCAGGGAGUUUGAUCGGCUGGUAGCCCUGAGUCGAUACAACGUUCUCAACAAUGUGGAGACUGUGAGGCACGCCCUCCGGCUGGCUUUGGACCGGCGGCAGGCGGGUGACAGGGCUGGAGGCUGAGCCAGGCUGGAGUCGGAGGCCUCUGACAGAGAGGAGGGCCAGUAGGGCUCGGACCACAACUUGGCAGAGGGCGGGUGGUGGGCUCUGCUUCUUCCCAUCCCACUGGACCUGCCUGGAGGUCCCACUGGCCCUGGAAAGCUCCUGCGAAUGGUGGCUUGGACUCUGGGAGGGGCCCUUCUGGGAGCAGAGGAGGCAGUGUCCCUCCAGGGGCUCUCGGGGUGUGGGGCAGAGGUGAGCCGUGUUCAUCUUACAUUGGAGUGUGCAGAGGGGAUCAGGCAACAGUCUAGUGCCAGGGGUCACCCCAAACGCAGAAGGGCCUCCAAGGGCCCAGGACUUCAGACUCUCACCAGAAUGGGAGCUGUGAGAGCUGAGGGCAGGUUCCUCUCCUUGAGCUAAGACCAAAGACAGAUCCAUCAAUCGAACUCACACUCCUGCAAAGGGCCUAGCUCCUGGAGCAGUGUAAGUGCUAUCAAGAUUAAAGGGGGCCAUGUGGGCUGCCAGUCUGGGUCACUAACUCCAUUGUCCUGCCCACUACCCCUCCUUCCCUUUCUGGCCUCCCCUGUUCCUCCUCACCACUCCCACCCAUCUCUGCUCUGCCUCUGGAAGGCUAAGGGGUGGUGGUAUCCAGUCCUGGCACGGCUCCAGAGGGUAGGUGUGCUCUGUAUGACCUCGCAUACUGUGCUCCUUUUUUCCGAGCCGCAGGGCAGAUGUGAUGGGCUGGGGCACAGGCCUUGGCCGCUCAUCUGAGACCCCCAGAUGCCUUACCCUGACCACCCUCUGCCCAGGGGAACAAGUGCUCUUAAACUUCCAGGGUUGCUUUCUUUUUGAAAAUUUUGGACCAAAGUUCUGUUUCUGUUUUUUGUCUGCCUCUGAUGCUGGGACCCCAGAAGAGGGGUCUCCUACCCGCUGUCCUGUGCUCGGGUCCCGUGCUGGCUGGCCUCUCCCUGGUGUCUAGACUCUCAAAUUUCCAUUAUUGUCUUCCUGCUAAUUACUCACAUUUCACUCUUUAAAGUUGGGCCAUAUUUUCUUGUCAUGUGUACAGCUACCACUUCAUGUAAAUAGUCUCACUAUUCCCAGCAGCAGAGUGGGUGUGUCUGGAGGGCACAUCUGGUUAUCAGGGCAGAGUGUGAGCCUGCAUGUAUGCAUGUUCCUAGUGAGGAUGAACACUGUCUGUUGCCUGGGAUGGACAGUGGUAGAAGGACCCUGGCUGGGAACUCAGAGGCCUGGUUUCCUGCCUCUUUCACAGACUCAUCGGUGAUCUGGGCGAUCUCUCUCUGUUUCUCAUCCCUGCUGACCCACCUGGGACCGUCUAAAUAUCUGGAGCCUCUCCAGCCUGGGCAGAUUCCAGGUCUGUGCUGAGAGGAGAUCCUUUCUGAUAGACUGGUCUCGGGGCUCUCCAGGCCUUCCCUUCCUGACCAUGGGCCUCUGCAGCCUCGUUCUCCUCACCCCUGCCCACCAGUGCUGAGCCGCCUGGGGCCUUCAGUUCAAGCUGCCAUACUCGCUUGAACACUUGCUUCUAUUGCCCCCAUCUGCCAGAAGUGCCCUCUUUGGCUGAACCCCUGCCCCCCUACCCCUGCCUCCAAACACACAAGCAUGCUCUCCAGGAACAAAGUCAAUUCCCUUUCAAUCAGGGACAUCUGUGAGAGGAAACCUCUCCUAUUCUGACUCUGGGAAGAAGACCCUAGUUCUGGUUCCCAGCUGGGAAGAAGGUGACUAGAUCCUAGCCUGUGCCCCCAGCCUGGCCUGGCCUGGCCUGGGACUCUCAGGCCUCCUGCUGGACAUCAGCAGGUAGGGCUGAAGGAGCAGGGCCCCAAAAGGUCCAGUGGUUCUGGCUGCCAAUCAUAGGCCACACCUGCCUCCUCACCAGUGCCGCUCAUCAUAGGCACACCACCCCUGCCUCUUGGCUUAGCAGUGAGAAGUCUCCUUUGGGGAAGCCCCAGGCUGGCCCCUGAGCUCCUGCUACGGCCACUGUCAUCAUUACUUCUGUGCCCACCACCAUCAAUAGCUUGUAUAUUAGGACCUCCAUAGAGUUCAUAACUUAGAACUUCAUAGAGUUCUUAGAACUUGGAACUCCUAGAGUUCACCGAGUUCUUAGACCUUCAUAGAGCUCAAAAUUUAGUAUCUUCUAUCAGUCUAUCUUUAAUGCCUCAUACAGCCCUAGGCUGUCUCUAGCCUCUGAAAAGUAAGUCCCCUGUGGGCAGAGAUAUUUGCCUGUUUUGUUUGCUGCUGUAUCCCCAGGACUUGGAGCAGUGGCUGGCAGAUAAUGAAUGGGAUUUGACAAAUAAAGGAAUGGGAUCCUAUAUUCUAAAGAGAUGGUUGAUUACCUCUCAGCCAUGAAAGGGUAUGUAACACUCUACUCCAAAGGUUCUUAACCCAUUUGGACUUUUUCAAAUAGCUGAUGAAAGCCAUGGACCCUCUCCCAAGAAAAAUGCUCAUAUGUAUGAAAGUUGCAAUCAGUAAGGUCUCUACUCCCUAUGUGAUCACUAACCCGGGGUUGUGGGGGCUGGUGUUUGGCCUCCUGGAGCAGCAAGUUUUAUGAAGGAAGCAGGUAUGUUGGCUUUUGUAGAGCUGGUAGGUACCUUCCUUUACAUAGAAGUAUAGGAAAUGCCUCUUUGGCUCAGAUUAGGUUUGGGAAGAUGUAAUGAGACAAGGAUGAGAGGGCAGGGAGAGGGAGGCUGGUCCAGUUCUCUAGCCAAGAAAUUGGUCAGCAGGUGCAGGGGUGACCUCAGCCAGGGAAUGAGGAAACAUCAUGGGGAUUGAAUCUGAGCACCAACUAGAAUGAACAGUUGGGGACCAAAGAUGACCAGGCCAGUUUGGCUCCUGCUUCUAAGUGAGUAGGGAUCUGAGACUAUUUCUACUCCAUUUCUAUCCCACUUACAAGCCUUGCCCAGGAUGGCUGGAAUUAUAUUUCAAGGUCCUGAAGGUGAUGGAGCUGGAGGAAUUUGGCCAGAACAUAACUCGGGCUAGUUAGAAACCCAGGAGCAAGGACAUCACUCCUCAACUUGUCAGAGUCCCUCAUUGUGCAAGGAAAGGAAGGGUGGCCACCAAGCAUGCCAAGUAUGGCUGCACAGACUGUGCACUGCACAACUCUGGCGGAGAGGUAGGCAUUCAUAUGAACUGAUGACAUGAAGUUGCUCUGUGUUGUACCAUGUGUCAGCCCUGGAACCACAGUCUUAGCUGAUGGAGUGUGAGAACAGAGGUUGGUUCAAAAAUUAGGCCCCCUGGCUUCUUCAGCUACACCUCCAGGCACUUAUAAGAGUUCUUAUAGAAAAAAGAAAAAAAAAAGAAGGUGGUGGAGACAGAAGGUGGGAAGGAAAGGAAGGAGAAACAGAGAUAGAGGAAGAAGAAGAAGAAACUUUUCCAUUCCUUGGAUGGUGCAGCCCUGAGGGGUGUCUCAGGUUUUGGCAGGUGGCUGGUUGGCAUAGGUGCACCCCCUUCUCCAGAGCUCAAACCAUGCAGCUCAUUGCCUCACUGCCACUCCCUUCUUUUGGCAAGAGUUUGAAUGAAGGCUCCCUUAUUUCAGAUGGAUCCAUUCUUGGAGGAAAGGAGGGUUGCCUGCUUAAUCAUGCAUACAUGCAUUUCACCUCAACAUCCCCCUACAGGGGGUAAAAAUGUAGAGGGACAGAACAGGCGGGGCAGGGAGUCCAGGACUUUCUCUGUGGGAGAGAGAAGUCUGUUUAGGGCUGUCCUGAGAGUUGUGGGUGUGCUGGUCACCUGGAGUUCAGGGAUGGGGAUUAGUUUUUUCCAAUCAGGACAACUGAGGCACAGGAAAUAUUAACCAAAUAAGGGUCCACAUAUAUUAAAAACCAUUUACUUUAGUCAGAUUUUGGUUUUGAAGGUAUAUAAUAGAAAGCCAUUUAGUUAGGCUUUUUAAGUCUAAUUGCCAACACUAGGUGGAAAACUUUGGAAAAGUAAAUGGUAGAAGGAGGCAAGGUUGGGGGAAUGGUCAGGAAAAGGGAAGGGUAGGAAAAUACGGGUAAGGCAGAGGAGAAGAGACAGAGUUACUGGAAAGGGGCAGUCAGGUGGGGAGGAGGCACAGAAGAGAGAGGAGACAAUUGUUCUCGAGAAAGGCUCCCCUGAGUACCUGGUGCUCACAGGUGUUCUGUACCUCUUUAUCCUUGACCUCCACCUUCGCAUUGCACUGGAAUCCCCAGGGGAGCUUAAACAGUGCCUAUGGCCAGGCUGGUUCUGCCUGGUGUCCUGUAGGCUGUAUUUCUCGCUCUAUGCACCCUGGCUCGGUCCUCUGGACUUGGGCUCCACACUGUAGCCAGGUAUCCCUUUAUGCUGCUUCUGGUUCAGGCUGGUACCACUUGAGGCUCCCCUUUCUUGCUUUCUGAUUCAUUUCUCUUUCUUUCACUAUCUCCUGUCUACUGGUUUGAAAGUUAUAUUUCCUAUUUCUAGAAGUCUGAUGGCUCAUCUUGUUAAUUUUAUUGAAAUAUAAUUUAUAAAAAAUAUAAUGUACCCAUUCUAAGUGUACAGUAAGUAUACAAGACUAAGUAUACAGUUCAAUUAAUUCUGAUAUAUUUAUAUACACAUACAACCAUCACCACAGUCAAGAUAUGGAACAUUUCCUUCCCUCAAAAAAAGUUCUCUUACGUUCCGUCCCAAUCAAUCACCCGCCCCUGGUCCCAGUGACCACUGAUACACUUUCUGUCACUCAAGACUAGAUUUGUCCUUUUCAGAGUCUCCUAUAAAUAGAUUUGUGUGUGCAUUC
Manis javanica (Malayan pangolin) is the source of this 7438-nucleotide messenger RNA. It is a transcript of the gene PLA2G4F, whose product is annotated as phospholipase A2 group IVF. Gene Ontology annotation, molecular function: calcium ion binding; calcium-dependent phospholipid binding. Gene Ontology annotation, cellular component: ruffle membrane; vesicle; cytosol. Gene Ontology annotation, biological process: glycerophospholipid catabolic process. NCBI's taxonomy places the organism in Eukaryota, Metazoa, Chordata, Mammalia, Pholidota, Manidae. The record is from RefSeq and is a predicted model, not a curated record.